AUGACUGCGUUAGGCGGUUUUAUGGAAUUCUUUCAAAAAGGAAAGACAUUCAGGCCUAAGAAGAAAUUUGCUCUUGGAACAUUGCGGUAUUCUCUCCAUAAGCAAGCACAAGCUUCACUUAAUUCUGGAAUUAAUUUAAGGUCUGUUGUAAAAUUGCCUCCUGGAGAAGGUCUGAAUGAUUGGAUAGCUGUUCAUGUGGUAGACUUUUUUAACAGAAUAAAUCUGAUAUACGGUACCAUUUCCGAGUAUUGUGAUUCUGCGUCUUGUCCAACUAUGAGUGGAGGAGCUCGAUUUGAAUAUUUAUGGGCAGAUGGUGAAAAAUAUAAGAAGCCUACUGCAUUACCAGCACCACAGUAUGUUACACUUCUUAUGGAUUGGAUAGAAGCACAAAUUAACAAUGAAUGCAUAUUUCCAGUUUCAACAGAUGUACCAUUUCCAAAAACUUUUGUACCUUUGUGUAGAAAAAUCUUGACACGCUUGUUUAGAGUUUUUGUCCAUGUCUAUAUACAUCAUUUUGAUCGUAUUGUGGCAAUAGGAGCUGAAGCACAUGUAAACACAUGUUACAAACACUUUUACUAUUUUGUAACAGAAUUCGAAUUAAUAAAUACAAAAGAAUUGGAACCAUUGGCUGAAAUGACUGCCAAAGUUUGUAAGGAUACAUCACCAACACAGACACCAUCACAUAAUCCUAGAUAG
Messenger RNA from Dufourea novaeangliae, 696 nucleotides. RefSeq names its product MOB kinase activator-like 3 (gene Mob3). Bases 1 to 696 code for a protein of 231 amino acids. The record is from RefSeq and is a predicted model, not a curated record. Gene Ontology annotation, biological process: signal transduction; positive regulation of protein phosphorylation. Gene Ontology annotation, molecular function: protein kinase activator activity. Gene Ontology annotation, cellular component: nucleus; cytoplasm. The transcript is spliced from 5 exons. Lineage: Eukaryota; Metazoa; Arthropoda; Insecta; Hymenoptera; Halictidae.